AUGUCCGGAUGUCUUGAUCAAAUCCGAUGCGAUUGCACAUUCGAUUUGGAAGGACGCAGAAAUGCCGUCGCUUCCAUCGUUGCCGCGUUUCUAUUCUUUUCAUCUUGGUGGUUGAUGAUUGAUACAGCUGCAGUUUAUGAUAAAGCUGAUUGGACAAAUGUCUAUUUCAUAAUCACUGUUGCGAGCACGAUCGCCAUGUUUAUGGUGAACGCGAUAUCCAACAGUCAGGUUCGAGGUGAGAGUCUUCAUGAAGGCCUCCUUGGCACCCGAGGUUCACGCCUUUGGCUGAUGGCGGCGUUUGUUCUCUCGUUCUCGUCGUUGGUGGCGGCGACGUGGGUUCUGUUUUCCGACUACGUUCUCCGCCAAGGCGAUCAUCCGGUGUGGCCGGGCGUCGCGUUAUUCCUCACCAAUUUCAUCAUUUUUGCGGCGUCGUGCGUUUACAAAUUCGGACGCACCGAGGAGAUCGUGAUUUUUUGGUUCGACGAAAUGCCGACGACGGUCGAUUGGCCAUCAGGGUAUCUUCCUCCGCCUGAACCGCCGCCGCCUCGAAAAAGUUUGAAAGGCGAUGAUCGCCUCAAAACGCGCUUCGAGGCGUGCAAAAACGGCCUUCAGGAAUUGGAUGAGCUUCGAGUCAAACACGCCCAAAUGAUCAAGAAUUUGCGUUCACGUCUUCCGUUGAUUCCUGGAAGCAUUGGCGAUGUUCAAACGAGAGAAAAAAAAUCGCGAUCCGCAUUUAUUGAUCGAUUUUCAUCGCAUUCGGCAGAUUCUGGAGUGUCUUCGGUGGAACAGACGACCAUCACUUCGACCCGCAGUUCUUCACCAUCGCAAGAUGAUGAUAUGUUUAUGACGCCCGAGAAUUCGCAAUAUGCCGUAAAUUGUAGCCCGAAUGUGUCGUUUACAAUGUUUCAAAAAUUAUCGUUGGAGGGUCGCAAAAGCGGAAAUGAAUUCACAAGCUCAGAGUUGCAAUUGAGAAACUCGCAUCAGGGAUCGAGGAAAUUAACUCGACCGAAAAGUUUGAUUGAUAAUACUUCCGGAAAAAGUUUGCUCAUCGAAAAUUUGCCAGUUCAUCAUGACGUAUACAGAAAGCAUAAAUCGGCGUUUCAACCGGUUUGCAAGAAGAGGCCCACCUCAAUGUUGCCCAUCAACUUCGAACAGUUGAGAACAAACGAGGAUGAGCGAUUCGCGAGCACCAAUGCCCAGCAUUGUCAUAUAACGAAACGCGACGUUGAGUCAGCCGAUAGAAUGUUUCGUGCCAAUGUGGUGUAUGUGAGAUCGCCGGAAACGUCGAGGGUCAACGUGCGAUUCUCGCCAUCCCGGUCGCGAUUCGCCGACGAUGGCUCGUGUAAAUCGCAAGCGUCGAGAACGUUUGCAGCUAAGCCAAUCAUCAUUAGACGAUCGAUUUCGCCGAAACCUACGCGACAUUCCACGUGGCUUCAAUCUCAACCACUUUAA
Caenorhabditis bovis is the source of this 1452-nucleotide messenger RNA. The record is from the annotation of a GenBank genome assembly. NCBI's taxonomy places the organism in Eukaryota, Metazoa, Nematoda, Chromadorea, Rhabditida, Rhabditidae.